Linepithema humile (Argentine ant) is the source of this 801-nucleotide messenger RNA. It is a transcript of the gene RpL24-like, whose product is annotated as ribosomal protein L24-like. Gene Ontology annotation, cellular component: nucleolus. The record is from RefSeq and is a predicted model, not a curated record. Lineage: Eukaryota; Metazoa; Arthropoda; Insecta; Hymenoptera; Formicidae. Gene Ontology annotation, biological process: ribosomal large subunit biogenesis.
CGCACACGACGCACGUGGGCGUACAGCUGAGUGUAAGUUUUUACGUUUCUCGCAACAUGCGUAUAGAAACGUGUUAUUUCUGUUCAUCCCGGAUAUAUCCGGGACAUGGAAUUCAAUUCGUGAGGAAUGAUUGCAAGAUAUUCAGGUUUUGUCGUUCAAAAUGCCAUGCUGCAUUCAAAAAGAAGAAGAAUCCCAGAAAAGCCAAAUGGACAAAAGCAUACAGAAAAACUGCUGGGAAAGAAUUGGCAGUGGAUCCAUCGUUCGAGUUCGAAAAGAGGAGGAAUGUACCUAUCAAAUAUAACAGAGAAUUAUGGACUAAGACCAUGCAAGCAAUGAAGAAAGUAGAAUCUAUUAGACAGAAGCGAUCAAAUUUGCACAUUAUGCAGAGGUUACGUCAUGGAAAAUUAGUGGAGCAGCAGAGAGAUGUUAGAGAGGUACAACGUAAUAUGUCUCUUAUUCGGUCACCAGCUGCUGGCCUUAAAGAUAGGAUAAAGGAAGAACAAGAUGAACAAAUGCAGGAAAAUAAGAAACGAAAACAGACGCAGAGAGUGAGAGAACAAACACAGGAAGAGGAAGAAGAAAUGCAUAUAGAUGAAGAUUCUGAACAUGAAACAUUAUUAGAAGCCAACUAAACCAUAUAUAUUUUUAUCAUUGUUUUAGAAAUUAUUUCUACUAAGUGUAAAUUAUAAGUUAUAAUAUGCAUUUUUUACAUAUGUAACGAAAGUAAAAUCUGAUUAAUGAAAAAAUUUAUAAACCAAGUGUAAACUACAAACCGUAUUAAAAUUUUUUUGUUUAAUUCUA